GGUAGAGACAAUCAAUUUGAUGGUUUUUCCAAAUUAAAAGUCGAGUUUUUUUGUUAGAUUUAAGAAGCAGCUUUAGUUUUUUAUGCAAGGCGGAGCUAUUACUCCGUUUUUCUUUUAUUUUUGUAUUCUCUUUCCCGCGAUACCUUUGCACUGCAGAGUCAAGGUUUUUCUUCUGCCCCUCCACGCCUGCAAAAAUUUCAUGAUCAUUCUACUCUUUAGUAACACAAGAAGACGAAGCUAGGGUUUUGUAUCAGAGAAGAAGAAAGAUGAGUACAGUGGACAAAAUGCUGAUCAAGGGUAUCCGUAGCUUCAGCCCUGAUAAUAAAAACGCCAUUACUUUCUACAAACCUCUUACCCUCAUCGUUGGACCCAAUGGAGCUGGCAAGACAACGAUAAUCGAAUGCCUGAAGCAUGCUUGCACAGGUGAGCUGCCCCCAAAUGCAAGGUCUGGUCAUAGUUUUAUCCAUGACCCUAAGGUUGCUGGAGAAACAGAGACAAAAGGGCAAAUAAAACUGAGGUUCAAAACAGCAGCUAGUAAGGAUGUGGUCUGUAUUCGAUCGUUUCAGUUGACUCAAAAGGCUUCAAAAAUGGAGUACAAGGCCAUUGAGAGUGUUUUACAGACCGUCAAUCCUCAUACUGGAGAGAAAGUUUGUUUGAGUUACAGAUGUGCUGAUAUGGACAGAGAAAUUCCUGCAUUGAUGGGCGUCUCAAAGGCUAUUCUGGAAAACGUCAUAUUUGUGCAUCAGGAUGAGGCAAAUUGGCCUCUACAUGAUCCAUCGACCUUGAAGAAGAAAUUUGAUGACAUCUUCUCUGCUACAAGGUAUACAAAAGCCUUGGAAGUCAUAAAAAAGCUUCACAAAGACCAGGCUCAGGAGAUAAAGAUGUACAAGUUAAAGUUAGAGAAUCUUCAGACAUUAAGGGAUGCUGCAUUCAAGCUCCGUGAAAACAUUGCUCUAGAUCAUGAGAAAAUUGAGUCCCUCAAAUCCCAAGUCCAGGAACUUGAAAGGAACAUUCAUGACAUGGACAAAAAAAUCCAGGCCACAGAAACAAAUCUCAAUGAAUUGAGGAAGCUACAGGAAGAAAAAUCACAUUGUAACACUAAAAGAAGUACACUGUACAAACUGCAACAAACGCAGUAUGCAGCUCUUGCUGAAGAGAAUGAAGACACGGAUCAGGAAUUAUUGGAAUGGCAAUCUAAGUUCGAAGAAAGAAUCACAUUGUUGGAGACUAAAAUAAGCAAGCUGGAAAGGGAGCAGGGGGAUACAACGACAACCAGUUCUUUGCUUUCCGAGAGAAUUAAUGAAGCAAUCCGCGAAGUUGGAAAGCUCCAGGCUGAAGCCGAUGCUCAUGCAUCGUUAAGGCAUGAACGAGACACAUGUAUCCAGAAAUUUUUUAUGAAGCAUAAUUUGGGCUCUGUUGAGAGCAUUCCUCUUAGCAAUGAGGUGGCUUUCAACCUUACUAACCGAGCCAAAACGAGACUGAAAGAUCUUCAGAAAGACUUGAUUGAUAAAAAGGAGUCCAAUGAUUUGAAACUCAAUGCUUUGUGGAAAAGCUUUGAGACUGCGACUGCCCGCUGUAGUGAAAUUGAAGGCCAGAAGCUAGCAAAAGUUCAGAAGAAGGAAGAUAUUUCAAAGCGCAUACAAACUAUAGAGGAGGAACUGGGAACACUUCAACUCUCUGAAGUGGAUAUGGCUCGCAUAGAUGAAAAAGAGAAGCUUCUGGAAUCAGAAGUUCAGAGACGAACCUCCGAACUUGCGCAAAGAAAUUUUGAAUCCAACAUACACCGCAUAAAGACUGAAAUGUUUAGCAUUGAUCAAAAAAUAAAAUCUCUUUAUCGUGAGAAAGAUGUGAUGGCUAGUGAUGCAGAGGAUAGAGUGAAACUGAAUCUGAAGAAGGAAGAACUAGAAGGACACAAGAGAAAACAUGCGAAAAUCAUGGAGGAAUGCAAGGAGAAAAUAAGAAGUGCACUGAAAGGGAGGCUUCCUGCUGCCAAGGACUUGAAAAGGGAAAUCAGCAGUGCACUAGGGUCUCUUAGAAAGGAAUAUGAUGAUUUAAGCUUGAAAUCUAAUGAAGCAGAAAAAGAGGUAAAAUUAGUAGAGAUGAAGAUUCAGGAGACAAAUGCUAGUUUGUCCAAGCUCCAGAGAGACAUGGAAGCCAAGAAGCGAUUUUUUGAUUCUCGACUCCAAUCCUUAAUUCACCUUUCAUGUGACCUUGAUUCCUAUCCUGUAGUACUACAAGAGGCUAUGGAAAAAAGAGAUGUCCGCAAAAGCCAGCAUGACAUUGCUGAUGGUAUGCGGAGGAUGUUUGAACCUUUCGAAAGAGUUGCACGUGCAAAUCAUGUUUGCCCAUGCUGUGAACGUCCAUUUUCUCCUGAAGAGGAGGAUGAGUUUGUUAGAAAGCAAAGAGCAAAAAGUGCAAGUUCUGCAGAGCGGGUGAAGGAGCUAGCUGUGCAUUCCUCUGAUGCAGAUGUAGUCUUGCAGCAGUUGGAUAAGCUUCGGACUGUACAUGAGGAUUAUAUAAAACUUGUAAAAGAAACAAUUCCCUCUACCGAGAAAAAGCUGAAAGAGCUCGAGGAAGAUCACGACCAUAAGUCUCAGGCGCUUGAUGAUCUUGUUGGUAUAGUAGCGCAGGCUAAAGCAGAAAAGGAUUCGUUGGAGAGCUUGGUCCAACCAGUUGAAACAGCAGAUAGACUUUGGCAAGAGAUGCAGACUAUCCAAAAGCAAAUUGAAGAUUUGGAAUAUAAGCUUGACGUUCGUUCUCAGGGUGUCAGAUCAUUGGAAGAGAUUCAGGCUGAGCUGACGAGUUUACAAGAAACAAGAGAUAAUUUGACCAGGCAACUGGAGAAUCUAAGAGAAGACCAAAGCUACAUGAAUAAUGAUCUGGCAAAUAUGCAGAUGCGGUGGCAUGCUGCAAGGGAAGAAAAGUUGCAAGCAUCUAGUAAGUUAACUCGAGUCAACGACUUAACAGAAGAAAUAGAGAGGCUGAAAGAAGAGAAAAGUCAAAUGGAUAUUGACAUUCAGCUUCUAUCAGAGGCUCAUGUACCAUUGUCCAAGGAGAAGGAUAAGCUGUGGAAGGAUCAUAAGGAUAUUAAACUGAAGUUUGAGCAUGAAUAUGAUGAGCAUGCUGAAAUUCUCAGAAGUUUCCAGCACGAAGUUGACACCCUCUCCACUUAUGCAUCAAAGAUAAAAGCAUAUAAUGAUUCAAGAAAAGGAGAAAGGCUCAAGGAACUUCAAGAAAAGCAAUCACUUUUGGAAUCUCAGCUGCGGAAAUGUGAGAGCCGGAAAGUGGAAGUUUCGGCAGAAUUAGACAAAAGCAAGGAGUUGUUGCGAAACCAGGAUCAAGUGAAAAGAAAUAUUGAUGACAACUUAAGUUACAGGAAAACAAAGGCUGAAGUUGACGAUCUUACUCAUGAGAUAGACUCUAUCGAAGAUAAGAUGAAGAACAUUGGGCCAUUUCAAGUUUUUGAAUCUGAUCUUAAAAAGCAAUUGCAGGACAAGGAGAGACUUCUUUCAGAGUUGAACAGAUGCCAUGGAACAAUGUCAGUUUACCAGAGCAACAUUUCUAAGAACAAAGUAGACCUUAAGCAAGCACAAUAUACUGAUAUUGACAAGCGAUAUUGUAAUCAGCUAAUUCAACUCAAGACCACUGAAAUGGCAAAUAAAGACCUGGACAGAUAUUAUAAUGCUCUUGACAAAGCCUUGAUGCGCUUCCACACCAUGAAAAUGGAAGAAAUAAAUAAAAUCAUAAAGGAACUGUGGCAGCAAACGUACAGGGGACAGGACAUUGAUUACAUAAGUAUUCACUCUGAUUCUGAAACCUCUGGGACACGUUCUUAUAGUUAUCGGGUUCUCAUGCAAACUGGUGAUGCUGAGCUGGAAAUGCGAGGAAGAUGUAGUGCUGGUCAGAAGGUACUUGCUUCACUUAUAAUACGCUUGGCGCUUGCCGAAACAUUUUGCCUCAAUUGUGGAAUACUUGCCCUAGAUGAACCAACUACAAACUUGGAUAGUCCAAAUACUGAAAGCCUUGCUUCUGCACUCUUGAGGAUUAUGGAGGAUAGAAAGGGUCAGGAGAACUUUCAACUGAUAGUCAUUACGCACGAUGAAAGAUUCGCUCAGCUUAUUGGCCAACGACAACAUGCGGAGAAAUACUACCGUAUCACGAAGGAUGAACAGUGGGAGUUGCCCAAAUCGCUCUCAUAUUUGAAGGAGAUUCCAAACCAUCUCUGUAAAUAUUGUGCUCGAAUAUGCUGAUGGUGAAAUUAGUGCAUGGAUCCCAUGGCCACAUGGAUUUUCAACCUUUAAAUAGAUGCUGAUGGUGAAGUUAGUGCAUGGAUCCCAUGGCCACUGGGAUUUUCAACCUUGUUUUAAACAUGGAAAUGUAUGCAAGAAACGAGGUGAACUUUUCUAUGGAAUUUUCACAUCAUCCCAGCCAUCAGAGUUGAAUAAAGGACGCUGGCGCAUGCUUCUCCUCUUAAAAUCCAUCAAGUUUUAAUGGUUUUAGCAGAUAAUGGAUUGUGAGAAGAGGCAUGGUACUGGUUUGUUGCUCUGCUAUUCAAAAUGAUUCCUUUCAUUUUUGUAAUUGUCUAAUUGUCUCGAAUUUUCAUAAGCAGCAUUAAUUAAUGUUCUCUUAAAAUUCUUGGUUUUCAUUGUAGACGAAUCCCUUCAAUGUUAAGAUUGUACUAACCUUUUAAAAUGGUACCCCUGACUUGAAUUCUCAUGCUAGGAAUGCUACCAAUGAUUGGCUUCACUCUUAAGUAAAAAAAAUGCAUGCAUUCUGAUGCAUUCAUCAUUUUGAAAUCAUUACAUCAAUUACCUUAAAUGUCAAGUGAGUAUAAGGUUAAUAUAUCUAUUAAUUGAUGGCAUUGACUCUCUCUCUCACUCAUUAUGUUGAUCCCUGUCAGAUUCUCGUCGAUGUUUUUACUUGAUCACUUGUCCAUAAUUAGCUUCCUGUUCACCGUGUACAAAAUUGAUGUACAAACCACUAGUACAAAAUCGAUUUACAAUUGUAGGUAUCGUUGUUACAAUUACAAAGUUGAGCAUGCGAUUAGACAAUUAUCGAAAGAUGGGAUUGGUGGGGCAAAGUGGGUCUUUGUCCACCCCUUUAGCCAAGCCACUUUAGUUGCCCUACAUGAAUGAACCACCUUCACAUCCAUAAUCUCAAGACAUUCCCAAAUUUCUCUCAACCCUCUCUUUAGCUCCCAGGGACAGGAAUGGACUUGUUAGCAGCAAUGGAUGAAGUUACCUUUGAUGAUGAAUCGAUUGACUCUAUGGUUGCACGACCUCGGCCAUUACAAGAGCUAGCUUGCUUAAGCUUCAUUGGAGUCACAUAUUUGAUGAGGCCUGGAAUAGUGGGCCAAAAUUCUUCCUUCAUGAUCUUUGCGGGGCUAACAUCAAAGUUUAGUUUGAACUCUCCUGGAGGCAGAGGGAGCCAUCUGAUAGGUGCAUCUUUCUUGGGAGGACAGAUAAGGCUGUCUCCUUUAAAUUGCAUAUGGAAAUCUGUGGGUGGAAAAUAGACAAAUUUCUUUAUGAGCUAUGCCUAUGAGUUCGUAGUUGCUUUGAGUUUACUAAGUAGGAAUGCAAUUCUGUCUGGUCAACUUUGAAGGUCUGGUUGUUUUGCUUGAGCCAAAUAAACCGUAAAAGUUCCCAGAAUUGAAGAUGCAUCCUUGUUUAAGGAAUAGAGGGGAGUUCCACUGCAUGACCCGGAGUGUACUGAAACAGGGCAGACCCACUGCAAGUCAAACAGCCCGAGCACACCAAAUAUCGAUAGCAAAUGAGCAAUUAUAAAACAAGAUGACUUACCGAUGCAGCUUCUUGCUUACACAAAUUGCUAACAUUUGCAAGAGUCAUUCCUUGGUAUCUCAGGCAAUUAAGGGCAGGGCUUUCCCGAGUAUUGGUAGAAAUGCUUGGGACUUACGGGGCCUAGGAAGGUUUUGUACACUCUCAGCUCUCUGAUCAGGACUUCUUUGACCUGCAACCACAAGGUAAUAAAGAUCUUACUUGAAAACUCACAUUGGGGAUCUUGGAUUCUUUGAUCUGCAACCAUAUGGUAAUAAAUAUCUUAGUUGGAAUAUCACCUUGGGGAUUCGGUUCCCAUACUGCUAUAUCACGGCUGGGUAGGUAGCUGACCAUUGGCAGUUGGUGCUGGGGAUUGGUGAACAUGGAAACCUCCCCAUUGUAAAACCAGUUUUGAUGAAAUGUAUGUUUCAGUACUCUUGAGGACGUGACCAAAAAUCACCUCCUGAACAGUGGAGUCAAGAUCAAAUGGCUUGGGGAACACUACACAUUCAAUUCUGGAUCGGGCAUCUCUCUUGCCAAAAACUCACUCUUGAUCCAUCACCCUCUAUUAGCAUUCAUAUAUGGAACAUAAUCAGAGUUCAGCCAUCGUUAAUUGUUGCCCUCUCCAUUUGGGUCUCCCUAGCCAUCUUGUGGUCUGCAUGGUGUUAUUUAUCAAAUACCACCUCCUUUUGGAGUUGGGAGUGCUCACACGCAUCUCCACUAUUUCCUUGAAUGAGCAGCUUCAUAUAUUUUCUAAAACUAAUUUUAGAAAUCCAAGUUGAAGAAUCAAAACUUGAAGAGGUAGUCAAGAAGCAUGUGAAAAUGAUAUUGUCUAGAUGUAUAUUUGAGUUUUGUAGAAGUGCAGGGAUGAUUUUCAUCUAGGAAUUUUGUUGCUUGAAUGUUUCUAAUAAGUUCUGUC
Messenger RNA from Amborella trichopoda, 6693 nucleotides. It is a transcript of the gene RAD50, whose product is annotated as DNA repair-recombination protein (RAD50). The record is from RefSeq and is a predicted model, not a curated record. Gene Ontology annotation, cellular component: nucleus; Mre11 complex; condensed nuclear chromosome. Gene Ontology annotation, biological process: chromosome organization involved in meiotic cell cycle; telomere maintenance via telomerase; telomere maintenance via recombination. Gene Ontology annotation, molecular function: single-stranded telomeric DNA binding; double-stranded telomeric DNA binding; G-quadruplex DNA binding. Lineage: Eukaryota; Viridiplantae; Streptophyta; Magnoliopsida; Amborellales; Amborellaceae.